AUGGAAGUCAACUUGGCUCCCGACCACGACCAGAUCGAAAGCACCAGCAAGGAAAGUGUCGAAUUUCAGCAAGAUGGACGUGACGAUGCCUCCUCUAUCCGGUCGGAGGCCCUAGGCGAUAACCUCCCCCCGGGCUACUUCUAUUCCCCGCGGUUCAUCGGCUGCCUUACAGGGUUCUGUCUGUCGGCUCUCUCGGCAUACAUCUUCUUGAUUCUACCCACCAAUGUGCUGUCUUACAUCAACGCUGAUAUCGGGCCGAGCCCGUACAUCUCCUGGGUCAAUAUUGCGCGAACCCUUGCUCUCUCCUUUACCUACACUAUUCUCGGCCGCCUCUCCGAUCUGUUCGGUCGACGAUGGUUCUUCAUCGGUGGCAACUGCGUUGCCAUGAUUGGCAUCAUUGUGAGCGCCACCGCUCAGAAUGUUAACACCUUGAUCGUUGGCGCCGCGGUGUAUGGCCUCGGCGAGACUGUCCAGCUCAGCUUCAACGUCGCUAUUGGAGAGCUGGUGCCCAACAAGUACCGGCCCAUGGUGCUUUCGUUCAUCUUCUUGACCAAUGCACCGAUCGCAACCUUCGGUCCUAUUAUGAGCCGUAAAUUGAUCUCGAACCCGAAUCUUGGCUGGCGAUGGUGCUACUACAUCAACAUCAUUUGUGUUGGCCUGGCGAUCAUCCUGCUCUUCUUUUUCUACCACCCUCCCACUUUCGACCUGCUGCACGAGAGGAAGACCAAGCGCCAGUUGCUGAAACAGCUGGAUUACAUCGGUAUCUUCUUGUGGACGGCCGGUCUCACCCUCUUCCUAAUGGGCGUCUCCUGGGGAGGCAGCAUUUACCCCUGGAAGUCCGCCGCCGUUAUUUCCAGCAUACUUAUUGGCGGUGCCAUGCUGGUCGGUCUCUUCGUCUAUGAGGGAACCGUGGAUCUUAAAUAUCCUGCCAUUCCGGUCAAGUUCUUUGCCAACCGCGGCUUCAUCAGUCUUGUGGCUUGCGCGACAGUGGCGAGUAUGUUCUACUACUCGGCGGUGCUUCUCUGGCCUCAACAGGUUCAGGCUCUGUACACGAAAGACAUCACUUAUGCUGGCUGGCUCUCGUCUACGGUAGCGAGCUCCACUGCUCUUGGCCAGAUCUGCGCUGGUGCCAUUGUUAAAUGGGGAGGAAACGUUCGUUACUGGAUCAUUUUCUCCGCAUUCGCCAUGGUUGGCUUCGUGGCUGCCCUGGCUUCUCUCACGCCCGAGACCAAGAGUGCCGGAAUCGCACUGACCAUCCUUGGUCCUUUCUUUGUCGGCUUUAUCGAGCUCGUCUCCCUUGCCCUCGCUCCGUUGUACUGCAAGCCAUCCGACAUCGGUCUCGCUUCAGGCUUGCUGGCAUCGAUCCGGUCCGCCGGCGGAUCCAUCGCCGUUGCCGUGUACAGCUCGAUCCUAACGAACCGCCUGACCACGACGCUGCCGGAUAAUAUUGGACCGGCGGCCACCGAGGCGGGACUCCCUUCGAGCGAGGUAUCGGCCCUCGUCGCGGCGGUGCGGGCCGGGAAGCUCGCAACGUUCCCCGGCAUCACAGCUGCCAUCAAGGAGGCCGUCGAGCGGGUGCUCCCGAUGGCGUAUUCGCAGGCGUUCAAGACUGUCUACCUUGCCAGCUUGGGCUUCGGCGCCAUCGCGAUCAUGGGAAGCCUGUUUUCCAAGGAUGCCCAGAAGCACCUGAAUGACAAGGUGGAGCGGAAGAUGCAUACUGUUGCAAAGACCACCGAGGAGAAGACAAAGGACGUGGUGUAAGACAUGCAUAAUGUCUGAGCAUGAGGAAGAUGGAUUGGAUUUGGGGCUAGGCUCAGGCAAUGAAGAAGUGGUGGUACGGUGUAGGAAUAUGGACUUCUCGGGGGUUAAGAGUUCAGCUUCGUCAGUUUCAAAUUACGUGUAGCUAGACAGGCAAUGUUCGAAUGCCUCCUCCCUGAGAUCCGUCC
This is a messenger RNA of Phialemonium atrogriseum, 1946 nucleotides long. RefSeq names its product fungal trichothecene efflux pump. Gene Ontology annotation, cellular component: plasma membrane. Gene Ontology annotation, molecular function: transmembrane transporter activity. Gene Ontology annotation, biological process: transmembrane transport. The record is from RefSeq and is a predicted model, not a curated record. NCBI's taxonomy places the organism in Eukaryota, Fungi, Ascomycota, Sordariomycetes, Cephalothecales, Cephalothecaceae. The coding region runs from base 1 to 1761 and encodes 586 amino acids. The transcript is spliced from 7 exons.